Molecule: messenger RNA, 733 nt
Organism: Pundamilia nyererei
Lineage: Eukaryota; Metazoa; Chordata; Actinopteri; Cichliformes; Cichlidae
Gene: morn5
Product: MORN repeat containing 5
Exons: 6
Coding region: 137-709 (190 amino acids)
Source: RefSeq, a predicted model, not a curated record
UUCAACAGUCGUAUUGUUGCGUCAUUGCCAUGGUAACGGUAUACCACUUCACUGCUGUUUUCAGUUUUUUUUAAUUGUUUUUAGAUCGACUUUGCAUGCUUUUUCCACCCUACAUAGAACCCAGGACAUUGUGUUAAUGGAGCAUAUCGGAAGCUGUUACAAUGGGGCAACAAAAUUUGGCAGGAUGGAAGGUGAAGGAGAGUACACCUUCCCUACAAAUACAAGAUAUGUGGGAGAGAUGAAAGAUGGAAUGUUCCAUGGCAAAGGAGUGCUGUACUUUCCAAAUGGAAGUAAAUAUGAGAGCACCUGGGAAAACGGCAUAGCCAAACAGGGGACAUUUACCUUUGCAGACGGACUGCAGUACCAGGAGAAGGACUGGAGCUACUGCGAUGGUUAUGACAGACGCUUCUACACGGAGAGGUGCAAUGGCCUCAGACCUGCAGGAAAAUCUCAGAUAACAGAUUUGCAUCCUCCACGAGCCAUUCCUGAUGGAUGUUAUGACUGUGGAGAUGGUUUCUAUAACCCCAGCACCAGAGUGGUCACAGCCUACACCGGCAGGUUUCUCAGGAGCGCAGAUGACCAGGAGCAUGAGUGGAUUGUGCGGACUUGUCGGAAGGCUUGGGAUGAGGUUUGUGGCGCUGAGCCGGAAAAAUCAGCUGCAGCCAGAUUGGACAAGGCUCCUGCAAUAUUUGUCUCCUCUCCACGCUGACUCCUGGAUGACCUUCGAGUUGGU